Molecule: messenger RNA, 519 nt
Organism: Pocillopora verrucosa
Lineage: Eukaryota; Metazoa; Cnidaria; Anthozoa; Scleractinia; Pocilloporidae
Source: RefSeq, a predicted model, not a curated record
AUGGCAGUUUUCAUUGUAAUCUUCCUCUCCUUCUGUGGUGCCUUGUCGCUGUCAUUUUGUUACUCUGAUCAAGAACAACAGUCUAGAGGCUUUGGAGAUGUCAUGCUGAGCGGUUUUCGUGCACUCUCUGAGCAGCUACCAAUUGAAGGAGAUUACACAAAUCUCAACUGGUUGUCGAUCUUGUUGAUGGUGUCUUACAUGGGAACAGUGAAUGUAAUUCUCAUCAACAUUCUCAUUGCCCAGAUGAGUACAACCUACACACAGGUUAAGAAAGUCGCUCGUCUGGAAUACGAUGUGGAUCGUAUUUUACAGCUCACACGCAUGGAGAGAUUUCCUUUGUUGAAUUUGCGCGUGAGGUAUUACAAAGAUGGAGACUGGAUUAGCGAGAUGAAACUCGCACAAGAGCUUCUUGAAUUUAGUGAAGAUCGCAGUCCUUGGGAGUCGGUGGAAGAGAAACUCAGUGCGAUCAGGGAUAUGAUGAGGAAGAUGGUGAAACAGAUGCGGCCUGGAAGCGGAUGA